GGCACGCGAGCUCCCGCGCGGACGCACCUCCCGACCUGCAGCCGCCGCCGGAGGGCCUGGCUUGUGAGGUUGCGCGGACCCAGGUGGCGUCCGCCCGAGCUUCAGACUUGUUUGUCACCAUGAAGCUGCUGCACCCAGCCUUCCCUAGCUGCUUCAUGCUGACCCUGCUCAGCUUGUGGACAGCUGCUCCUGAGGCUCACGCUGUGUCCAGCGGGGCGCCAGCCAUCAGUGCGGCCUCUUUCCUGCAGGACCUCAUGCAUCGCUACGGUGAGGGCGACAGCCUCACCUUGCAGCAGCUGAAGGCCCUGCUCAACCACUUGGAUGUGGGAGUGGGCCGGGACAAUGUCACGGAGCCCAUGCAGGGACAGAGGAACCUCUCGACGUGCUUUAGUUCCAGGGACCUCUUUGCUGCCCACAACUUCAGCGAGCAGUCCCGGAUUGGGACGAGAGAGUUCCGGGAGUUCUGCCCCACGGUCCUCCAGCAGCUAGAUUCCCGGGCCUGCUCCUCCGAGAACCAAGAGAACGAAGAGAACGAGCAGACAGAGGAGGGACGGCCAAGCACGAUUGAAGUGUGGGGAUAUGGUCUCCUCUGUGUGACCGUCAUCUCCCUCUGCUCCCUCAUGGGGGCCAGCGUGGUGCCCUUCAUGAAGAAGACUUUUUACAAGAGGCUGCUGCUCUACUUCAUAGCUCUGGCGAUUGGAACCCUCUACUCCAACGCCCUCUUCCAGCUCAUCCCCGAGGCUUUUGGUUUCAACCCUCUGGAAGAUGAUUAUGUCUCCAAGUCUGCAGUGGUGUUUGGGGGCUUUUAUCUUUUCUUUUUCACAGAGAAGAUCUUAAAGAUGCUUCUUAAGCAGAAAAAUGAGCAUCAUCACGGACAUAGCCAUUAUGCCUCUGAGACGCUGCCUUCCAAGAAGGACCAGGAGGAGGGGCUGACAGAGAAGCUACAGAAUGGGGAUUUGGACCACAUGAUUCCUCAACACUGCAGCAGCGAGCUGGAUGGGAAGGCCCCCAUGAUGGACGAGAAGGUCAUCAUGGGCUCACUCUCUGUCCAGGACCUGCAGGCUUCCCAAAGCGCCUGUUACUGGCUGAAAGGUGUCCGCUACUCAGAUAUUGGCACUCUGGCCUGGAUGAUCACCCUGAGCGAUGGCCUCCACAAUUUCAUCGACGGCCUGGCUAUCGGUGCCUCCUUCACUGUGUCUGUUUUCCAAGGCAUCAGCACCUCAGUGGCCAUCCUCUGUGAGGAGUUCCCACAUGAGCUAGGAGACUUUGUCAUCCUGCUCAAUGCUGGGAUGAGCAUCCAACAGGCUCUCUUCUUCAACUUCCUUUCUGCCUGCUGCUGUUACGUGGGUCUGGCCUUUGGCAUCCUGGCCGGCAGCCACUUCUCUGCCAACUGGAUCUUUGCACUUGCUGGAGGAAUGUUCUUGUAUAUUUCUCUGGCUGAUAUGUUCCCUGAGAUGAAUGAAGUCUGCCAAGAGGAUGAAAGGAAGGGCAGCACCUUACUCCCUUUUGUGAUCCAGAACCUGGGCCUAUUGACUGGUUUCACCAUCAUGCUGCUCCUCACUAUGUAUUCAGGACAGAUCCAGAUCGGGUAGCGGCCUUGGCUACCCCAUCCCUGGCCCGAGGACUCGGCAUCCGCAAAGCACCUCGGAAGAGGCAGUUCUGUUAAAAACUGUGACAUGGACUGUAUUCCUGCAUUCAAAUGUCAGCUGUUUGUAAAAUGCUCUAUCCUAGGAAUAAGCUGCCUGGUAACCAGUCUCUAGGUAGUGCCUCUCUCCCUUUCCUCUCCCUUCUUUCUCAGAGUGACUCUGGAACCUGAAUGUAGCUUUAGAAGACAUGCCUAACUUUUUUCUCUGGUUA
Molecule: messenger RNA, 1857 nt
Organism: Ceratotherium simum simum (southern white rhinoceros)
Lineage: Eukaryota; Metazoa; Chordata; Mammalia; Perissodactyla; Rhinocerotidae
Gene: SLC39A14
Product: solute carrier family 39 member 14
Biological process (GO): intracellular monoatomic cation homeostasis; zinc ion import across plasma membrane
Cellular component (GO): plasma membrane
Molecular function (GO): monoatomic cation:bicarbonate symporter activity; zinc ion transmembrane transporter activity
Source: RefSeq, a predicted model, not a curated record